Molecule: messenger RNA, 2558 nt
Organism: Trichechus manatus latirostris (Florida manatee)
Lineage: Eukaryota; Metazoa; Chordata; Mammalia; Sirenia; Trichechidae
Gene: HDAC3
Product: histone deacetylase 3
Exons: 14
Coding region: 51-1280 (409 amino acids)
Cellular component (GO): nucleus
Molecular function (GO): histone deacetylase activity
Source: RefSeq, a predicted model, not a curated record
CUGGCGACUGGGCAGGCGGCGGAGGCGCGGGGCCUGGUCCCGUCGUCAGUAUGGCCAAGACCGUCGCCUAUUUCUACGACCCGGAUGUAGGCAACUUCCACUAUGGGGCUGGACACCCUAUGAAGCCCCAUCGCCUGGCAUUGACCCAUAGCCUGGUUUUGCACUACGGUCUCUAUAAGAAGAUGAUCGUCUUCAAGCCAUACCAGGCCUCCCAGCAUGACAUGUGCCGCUUCCACUCUGAGGACUACAUCGACUUCCUGCAGAGAGUCAGCCCCACCAAUAUGCAAGGCUUCACCAAGAGCCUUAAUGCCUUCAAUGUGGGUGAUGACUGCCCAGUGUUUCCCGGGCUCUUUGAGUUCUGCUCCCGUUACACAGGCGCAUCUCUGCAAGGAGCAACCCAACUGAACAACAAGGCCUCAGGCUUCUGCUAUGUCAAUGACAUUGUAAUCGGCAUCCUGGAACUGCUCAAGUACCACCCUCGGGUGCUCUACAUCGAUAUUGACAUCCACCAUGGUGAUGGGGUUCAGGAAGCCUUCUACCUCACUGACCGGGUCAUGACAGUGUCCUUUCAUAAAUACGGAAAUUACUUCUUCCCUGGUACAGGUGACAUGUAUGAAGUUGGGGCAGAGAGUGGUCGCUACUACUGUCUCAAUGUGCCCCUGCGGGAUGGCAUCGAUGACCAGAGUUACAAGCAUCUUUUCCAGCCAGUUAUCAACCAAGUAGUGGACUUCUACCAACCCACAUGCAUUGUGCUCCAGUGUGGAGCUGAUUCUCUGGGCUGUGAUCGAUUGGGCUGCUUUAACCUUAGCAUCCGAGGACAUGGGGAAUGCGUCGAAUACGUCAAGAGCUUCAAUAUCCCUCUGCUGGUGCUAGGUGGUGGCGGCUAUACUGUCCGAAAUGUUGCACGCUGCUGGACUUAUGAGACGUCACUGCUGGUAGAAGAAGCCAUUAGCGAGGAGCUUCCCUAUAGUGAAUACUUCGAGUACUUUGCCCCGGACUUCACGCUCCAUCCAGAUGUCAGCACCCGCAUUGAGAAUCAGAACUCACGCCAGUAUCUAGACCAGAUCCGCCAGACAAUCUUUGAGAACCUGAAGAUGCUGAACCACGCACCUAGUGUCCAGAUUCAUGAUGUGCCCUCAGACCUCCUGACCUAUGACAGGACUGAUGAGGCUGAUGCAGAGGAGAGAGGUCCUGAGGAGAACUACAGCAGGCCAGAGGCACCCAAUGAGUUCUAUGAUGGAGACCAUGACAACGACAAGGAAAGCGACGUGGAAAUUUAAGGGCGGCUGGGAAUGCUCUGUGCCAAGGAAUUCCUUUUCACCUCUUGGUUGGGCGAAGGGAGAAGGUGUGGCUCCGCAGUCCUGGACUGGUCACCCGCAGGGUUUGUUACCAACUCUGGGGAAGGGUUUGGAGACCACAUCUGGUUAUAGACCAAUUAUCCUUCCCCUUUCCUUUCCCUCCCAAGGCCUGACAGCGAUACCUGUUAGGGAGGGGACAGAGGCAAGGACAACUGCCCUGGGUCAUUUUGGGCAGUGAGCCCUAGAGGCCAGUCCUUAGCCCCUCUGGCCCCCUUACUCCUUCCCUGCUUCCCUCCAACCACAGAUCUUUAAGACUGAAGGGGUAGGCAGGACUGAGGUUGCCUCUGCUUCCUCCUCUCCUGGGUUCUGCUGCAGGCCUUGCUUCCAGGGCAGGUGAAGAGAGAGCUUUUCAGAGGGCUCUGGCUUCGUAACAACAGAGGGAAGUGCGGUUUUGAGUAGGGGGAGGAUAUGGAAAUGUCAUGUUCUAAUUUUUUUGGCUUUAUGUCCAUUUUACUACUGUUCUUAUCCAAUAAAUCAAGUUGGUAUUUUUUGUACCUUUUGCUUUUCUGGGAAUACUCUUUAUUCUUGCUAGCUGUCCAUGUAUGAAGGGAAGGGGAAAUGGGAGUGAUGAUGCAUAUAAUUAAAACCAUAGUUAGCAUUCAUUCAGCACUUAUUCAGUGUUAGGCCCUGUGCAUGUGUUCUACAUGUGUGACAUGGAUUAUUUUACUCAUAUAUAGGGAGUUAGUAAUAGAGCGUUCUGUUAAGAGUUAGAUAAACCUGCACAGAUCACUAGUUUAAGAGGAGUAGAAGAUGACUCCAGGGUUUUGAACCUGGGUGUUUGGAAUAACAAUGCUAGUUGGUGAAGAUACAUUGACAUGAAACAUGUCAAGUGCAUAGCACAGUGCCUGACAAGUAGUUACUUAUUAUCUUAACUGUCUAUGUAAAAAGCAAUCCUAGAUACUGUAGUAGCCACUGGGAGAGUUUACAAUGCAGUAAGGGAGAGUUAGAGAUUCAUAUGAAGUUGAUAAAUGUUAUAGCAGAUAUAGACAGUGAUAGAAUAAAGAAGAAUAGAUGGGUCACUCUUUCCGUCCUUUGAUCCUGUCUGUUUCACAACACCCUAGCUUAGAAAAUAAGUAGCUUUUGAACUUUGUUUUGGACAAGUUGAGUUUGAAGUGUGGGCUGUACAGGUCGAUGCAGCUUUCCAUCAGGCAAUUAGAAGGUCUGGAACAUGAGAGAUGAAGGCCAGAUUUAGAAGCCAUC